Haemonchus placei is the source of this 432-nucleotide messenger RNA. The record is from the annotation of a GenBank genome assembly. NCBI's taxonomy places the organism in Eukaryota, Metazoa, Nematoda, Chromadorea, Rhabditida, Trichostrongylidae.
AUGGGAGAAGAUGAAUAUUCACCAGCACCACCACAAACACCUGUAGGCCCCAGUGCUCCGAUCUUUCUGAAGGAGUUACGGCACCAGCCGCUGAAACCUUCGGAGGUUAUGGUGAUGGAGGCAAGAGUUGCAGGUGUACCGCAUCCUCAAGUCGAAUGGCUGAAGAAUGGGAAACCUUUUCAAAACUUUAGGGCAAAAAUCGAACACGAUCCUCAAACGGGUAUUGUGUCGCUGACGAUAUCACAGAUGUUCAAUGACGAUGUUGGCGAGUAUACGUGCCGUGCCAGCAAUAUCCAUGGCGAAGCGACAUCCGUUGCUCAGUUACUUACUCGCGAACAAUACGACCGAUGGUUUGCUGAAGAACAAAGUCGACUAACUCGAGAUCGAAGGCAAGCUCAGGUUCGCCAGAAAAAUCCCAAGACUUACACUUAG